This is a messenger RNA of Mucor mucedo, 962 nucleotides long. RefSeq lists its product as uncharacterized. The transcript has 4 exons. The coding region runs from base 286 to 867 and encodes 193 amino acids. The record is from RefSeq and is a predicted model, not a curated record. Lineage: Eukaryota; Fungi; Mucoromycota; Mucoromycetes; Mucorales; Mucoraceae.
CUUUUUUUUUUUCCUUUAUUUUUUUUUUAUAUAUAUAUAAAUUCAAUAAAUAUACAAGCAAAAGAUGUCUGAUACAGGAAGUGAUGCUCAAAUAUCACCUUCUGCACUCAUUAAAAGUGAGUAAUUUCUCUAGUGGAAGCAUCACGAAAAAAAAAAAGGGGGACUGAUAAAAAAAGAAAAUAUGAAAUAGAUAUAGUGGAAGAUUUAUUUUCAUACAAUACAAUUAAACGUAGAAGAAUACUAGAAUAUUAUUUUUUUGAAAAUGCCAGUUUAUCGUCUCCCGUUAUGAGCACAGACGGUGUCCUGAACAUUCAAUAUGUGUAUACAGUUUGGCAAGCCAUGAAUCGAACAGAACCAACUAUUAACAAUAUCGUCUUUGAUGGCCAUACUGCUGUGAUUCACUUGACACAGCAUAUCUCACCAUGCAUUUUUCCAUCCUUUAUUAGCCUUCAAGUUCCCGCUAUCACCACUCUUCAUUUUAAAGAAACAGAUCCUGAUAGUGGUCUAUUAAAGAUAUACAGUCAAGAAGAUAGUUGGACAUUAGAAGGGUUGCUUCAAUCUGUACCACUCAUCUCUUUUUGGUAUGACCAUGUUCUCCGAUUAAUUAUGGGGAAACUCGUCACGACGACGGGCGAUUUAUUAGAUGCUGCACUACAACAAGCCGAAAAGAUGACGCAGCGAGGUCAGGACAUUCAACGGAUCGGUCGUGAUAUGGCGAUUGAAAACAUGGAGAAAUUAGAUGUCUAUAAAUCAGAUUUGCAUGAAAAUUAUUUAAAAGGUAUAAGAAAUUGGAGAGAGUCUUGUACCUCCGAUGAUCAAUAUCAACAACAGCAACUUUUGCGAGAUCAACUUUUAUAUCAGGCAUAGAUAAAAAAAUAAAAUAAAAAUAAAACCUUUUUUUUUAUUAUUAUUAUCAUUCGUAAUCCGCUGCAACGACAGCAGCAGCCGUGUUCAUAUCAACG